Molecule: messenger RNA, 1287 nt
Organism: Lottia gigantea (owl limpet)
Lineage: Eukaryota; Metazoa; Mollusca; Gastropoda; Lottiidae
Exons: 7
Biological process (GO): protein phosphorylation; cell surface receptor protein tyrosine kinase signaling pathway; positive regulation of kinase activity
Cellular component (GO): insulin receptor complex; axon
Molecular function (GO): ATP binding; insulin receptor activity; insulin receptor substrate binding
Source: RefSeq, a predicted model, not a curated record
GUUUAUACACCUGAUGAAUGGGAGAUAGAACGAGAUAAAAUUGAAUUAUUGGAUAAAAGGUUAGGGAAAGGAUCAUUUGGAAUGGUAUGGGAAGGUUUUGCCAAAGGCAUUUUACCAUCACAAAAAGAACCCAUAAGAGUUGCUGUAAAGACUGUAAAUGAAGAUGCUGGUUUUUAUGAUAAAAUGAUAUUUUUAAAAGAAGCUUCUACAAUGAAGGAGUUUAAAUGUUAUCAUGUAGUUAGAUUAUUAGGAGUUGUAUCUAUAGGACAACCAGCAUUAGUUAUCAUGGAACUAAUGACAAAAGGAGAUUUAAGAAAAUAUUUACAUUCCCACAGACCAGAUACUGAGGUAAACAAUAGUCCUCCACCUACUAUAAAAGAUAUUUUACAGAUGGUAGGAGAGAUAGCAGAUGGUAUGGCGUAUUUGGCAGAUAAAAAAUUUGUACAUCGAGAUUUAGCAGCCAGAAACUGUAUGGUUUCAGAAAAUAAUGUUGUCAAAAUAGGAGAUUUUGGUAUGACUAGAGAUAUUUAUGAAACAGAUUAUUAUAAAAAAGCUGGCAGAGGACUGCUACCUGUCAGAUGGAUGGCACCAGAAUCUUUAAAAGAUGGUUUAUUUUCAACCAUGUCAGAUGUUUGGUCGCUGGGUGUUGUUUUAUGGGAAAUGGCUACAUUAGCAGCACAACCCUAUCAAGGUCUUUCAAAUGAAGGAGUAUUAAAAUAUGUUGUAAAUGGUAAUAUUAUGGAUAAACCAGAAGGAUGUCCCGAUCAAUUGUAUGAAAUAAUGAAAUGUUGUUGGAGAUAUAAACAUAAAGAACGACCGACAUUUAAAGAAAUUAUAGAAAUGAUUAUACCAAAUUUAGAUCCCAGUUUUAAAGAUGUAUCGUACUUCUUUAGUGACGAAAAUACAAAAGAUGGACGGGAACUUGUAUAUAUUGAGGAAGAACCUGCGUGUAAUUUAGACAAUCUGGAAGCUAUAGCAUAUCCUCAAGAUUUAGAUGAUUCUGUUGAAUAUGAUACUCAUGACGAAUCAACUAUACCAUUUAUAGAACAUCAUACCGACCGGCUGCACAAUCAGCCACGUUCUAGUGUGUUACAUUUGAAUAAUUCAGAGCCUUGUGAAUGUGUUAUGUUAGAAGAACUGAAUAGUGAUGGACAUCGUAUUACUGAUAGACAAAAUAACUGUAACCAUGCCGACAGUAAGGAAAGCAGUAAAUCUAGUAAUGAAAGUAAUAGAAAUGGCUUGUUAAAUAGACAUGUAUAUAGAUUGCCUCAUACAUCGUCCUGCUAG